Molecule: messenger RNA, 753 nt
Organism: Vanessa tameamea
Lineage: Eukaryota; Metazoa; Arthropoda; Insecta; Lepidoptera; Nymphalidae
Exons: 4
Coding region: 145-522 (125 amino acids)
Source: RefSeq, a predicted model, not a curated record
CUUCUCCGUUAAACACGUCACUACUACGACAGUCUAUAAUAGUUAGUAAACUUUUAACACAGUAUAAAAGUGUUUUUAUUUUAACAUAACAUUUAACACAUAUGUGAUUUUAUGUAAAAUCUGAUUUAUUCUCAUGUCCUAACGAUGAAUUGUGUACUGCCACUUCUCGUCAUGGCGCUGUCCGGCGCCCUCGCUGCUCCGUCCUAUGAUGCCGAAUCAACAUCACUCUCAGACCCUGAAUAUACACUGGGAUAUAACAGAGGUGAUAUGUCAGAGAAUAUUUUUAUACCUCGGAAGAGAGCAGCACUUGUCCUGGAUCGUUUGUUGAUCGCAUUACAAAAGGCACUACACGAGGAAAGUGUGAACCAGCGCUUGGCUUCGGACCGAGAAGGCCCGCGGACGGCUCCCUUGCGUCUGGCUAACUUCGACACUAACGAUAUGACGGGGUUGCAACGUCGUGGUCAGGGUACCACAAGAGGGCGUGUGCUACGAUGCUAUUUUAACGCCAUUACGUGCUUUUAAGAAAUUAUAUUUAAAUAUAUUUAUGGCUAUAUAAUUUGAUAUCAUAUAAUAGACUGUUACUAUAGCUGUACUACUAAUAAUUCUACUUGGCUGCAAAACAAAUGCCUGGCUGAGAAUAUCACUUCGACUUUUUCGUGUAAUUAUAUUAUUCGUCGUUUAAAAAUAUCAUAUACUUUGAAUAAAAAUAUCGUUUGGUUUUUGCUUUUGAUUUUUAUUAGUGAAAAUAUUUUC